Hippoglossus stenolepis (Pacific halibut) is the source of this 349-nucleotide messenger RNA. RefSeq names its product glutamic acid-rich protein-like. The record is from RefSeq and is a predicted model, not a curated record. Bases 15 to 260 code for a protein of 81 amino acids. Lineage: Eukaryota; Metazoa; Chordata; Actinopteri; Pleuronectiformes; Pleuronectidae. The transcript is spliced from 2 exons.
UCAAAUCUCAGAAGAUGGAUGAGGAUAUCAAGUUCCUCAUUGUGAAGACUAUUAAGCUUCAGGAGCUGGCCCUCAUGUCAGACAGCGACAAGGCCAGAAGAAGAAAGGAUGAAAGAAAAGCUCAGAAGGAGGAAGAAAAGAGACUGAAGAAGGAGCUGAAAGAGAAGAAGGAGCAGGAGAAGAGAGAGAAAAAGCAAAGAGAGAAGGAGGCGAAGGAGGAGAAGAGAAAGACAACUUCUCACCUCCCUUCACCCUGUUAACCCCCUUCACCUCUCCCAUCCUUCCACGCCCCUAAUCCUGUCUCCCAUCCCCUCAUCCCAACUGCCCUCCUCCACUUCCCUCCCCCCCA